This is a messenger RNA of Cucumis sativus (cucumber), 1845 nucleotides long. RefSeq names its product beta-amyrin 11-oxidase-like. The record is from RefSeq and is a predicted model, not a curated record. Bases 141 to 1613 code for a protein of 490 amino acids. Gene Ontology annotation, molecular function: heme binding; ent-kaurenoic acid monooxygenase activity; iron ion binding. The transcript has 8 exons. Lineage: Eukaryota; Viridiplantae; Streptophyta; Magnoliopsida; Cucurbitales; Cucurbitaceae. Gene Ontology annotation, cellular component: endoplasmic reticulum. Gene Ontology annotation, biological process: multicellular organism development; sterol metabolic process; brassinosteroid biosynthetic process.
UAAACUAGUAAAAAAAAUGAUAGUGAUGAUUGGAUGUGGUAAUUGAAUUGGCAGCAUUCAUCUAGCACACACUACAAAAGACACCUCAUUGUGGGUAAGGAGAGAUCAGAUGUGUAUGCAACACACAAAGCUAUCAAAGAAUGGAAUUGAUCAUGAAUGUUUGUGUUAUUAUUGGAGUUGUUUUAGGGUUUUUCUAUGUGUUUGCGAGAAGAUUCAAUGAAAUCUGGUAUUCAUUUAAGUUAGGAAGAAAGAUUUACAAAUCUCUUCCCCCUGGUGACUUGGGAUGGCCUUUUGUUGGCUCUACUUUGGCCUUUAACAAAGCAUUUAGAGUUGUGGGCGAUCCGUACACCUUUAUUCACACUCAUCUUUUAAGAUAUGGAAGAGUGGGAAUGUACAAAAGUCACCUUUUUGGAAUGCCAACAGUUAUUGUAACAAAUCCAGAAAUAUGUCGACGCAUAUACUUAGACGAUGAAUGUUUUGAACCAAAUUAUCCAAAAUCAGUGAAAAUAUUAGAAACAAAUGGUAAUUUCUUAAAGAUUGAGCACAAAAUUGGAUAUAAAAUAAUAGCAUCUCCAAUGAAUGGGUCUGAGGUAUUGAGUAAGCACGUAGAAUUCAUUGAACAACUGGUGGAGAUGGGGUUGGAGGAAUGGAGUAGCAUGAGAAGAGAGCCAAUUGAAGUGAUGGAUAAGAUUGGAGGUUUAUUUUUCAAAGUAGUUUUACAUAUUUUCUUGGGAAAUGAAAUUGAUGAUCAAGCCAUGGCUGAGCUUCACACAUUGUACAGAGAAUUGGGUCUUGUAAUUAUGUCCUUUUUGCCUUAUGACUUGCCUGGAUUCACUUAUCGUCGAGCACUCAAGGCAAGAAAUAAGAUAGAAAAGAUCCUCCGUUGUGUGAUAGAGAAGAAAAGAAAAAGAUUUGAAAAGGAUGAUGGAACAACUGAAGUGUAUUCUCUCUUGGACAAAUUGAUUGUGGCCAAAAAUGAGAAUGGAUCAAAGUCAUACAGUGAUGAUACCAUAAUAGACUUGCUUCUUGGAACAUUUUUUGCUGGCCACAAUACUCCUGCCACUGCUGCUAUGUGGGCACUUCUACACAUCUCACAAAACCCUCAUAUCUUCCAAAUGGCAAAGGAAGAGCAAGAGUCAAUUAUAAGACAAAGACCAUCUACUCAAAAGGGCUUAACUUUUCAAGAAAUCAAGCAAAUGAAAUUUCUUACGAAGUUCAUCAAUGAAGUACUGCGAAGAAAUACUGUCGCACCCACGAACUUUCGCAAGGCAAAAACAAAUGUAAACAUUAAUGGCUACACUAUUCCAAAAGGGUGGACUGUACAAAUUUGGAGUGUAGCUGUUCAUAUGGACUCUCAAAUAUAUUCAAACCCACAAGACUUUGAUCCUUCAAGAUGGGAUAAUUAUACACCAAAACCAGGAGAAUUCAUUCCUUUUGGACUUGGAAGUAAGUUUUGUCCUGGAAGUGAACUUGCAAAGCUUGAGAUGACUAUUUUACUUCAUCAUUUCGUCCUCAAUUACAAAGUGGAGCCUGUUGACCAAAAUUGCAAUGACACUCGCUUGCCUAGUGCCAAGCCAAUGGGCCUUUGCAGGAUUGUUAGGGUGUCACAGUAAGGGAUGGAUAUAUUUUUAAUUAACGUGUGAAACUAAACUUUAUUUUAUCAGUAAUUGAUAUUUGAAUGUAUGGUCGGUGAAGUUGGUGCUUUUAUUCACCAACUUGUACUCUUAUAAUAAAAUAAUAUAUGUUGUAGUUUUAUUAAUUAUAAGUGCUUGUAAUAUUCCUUGGAAGUGAGAUCGAUCUCCAAUAAUUCCUCUCUGUAAUGUUAAUGUGUUAUUUUAAUGUUCA